This is a messenger RNA of Dovyalis caffra, 2520 nucleotides long. Lineage: Eukaryota; Viridiplantae; Streptophyta; Magnoliopsida; Malpighiales; Salicaceae. The record is from the annotation of a GenBank genome assembly.
AUGCCCAAUUUCAAGAGCCUAAGCAAUUUCUUUCGUACAACCAUCAAAACCACCACUACCUACCCCACCAACGCGGCUGACACUACUCUUAUAAGCGUCGGCACCAACCUCGAACCCAAAACACGCUCUAAAAAGUCCCCAAAACCAAAAACUUUCUCGAAGUCCAAAAAGCAAUCUCAGCCUCAACCUCAACCUCCUCCGUCAACAGCGGUUAAUUCUAGCCUCCUUGAUCUCAAAUUUGAAGGCUCCGGUUCUGAGGAUUCAGCUACAAACCUGACAGCACAGGACAUAGCAAAGAUUAUAAAUGCCAAAAUAGAGCAUUUAAGUUGUUAUAGUUCUAGUUUGGAUACCUGGGUUGAUUUUUGCAAAUUGGUGUUUUUUGUCUCUCUCUCUCUCUCUCUUUUCCCUGCAGAUGGUGCAAAACUUAGCUCACCAGAUUCGGAAGAAGCAGAUGAUGAGAAAGUUGUAGAAAAGGUUUUGAAGGUACCAUGGUUUCCAACUUCGAAGACUAACAAUAUAGCUAUACGGCGAAAAGAAGUAACUCGUGAAAGGAAACAAAAAUGGGUUUUCAGAUAUAGUCAGGUCUUCCGUAUGGACCGAUUAGUUGAUACAUGUGCCGACAAGCUGGGGACAGAUGCUACGAUGGAGGUUUUUGGAAAAUUGGGAAAGGAAACAGGCUUGAAAGAGUUCAAUGCAUUGAUGAAGAAGCGCGUCGAGCUAUGUAGGGAAACUGAUGAUGAGACAGUUGUGAUGCAACAGAUUGAUGCAGUUCUUGAACUUCUUAGAUCAAUGAAGGAGCAGGGUUUCUCAAUAGAAGAGGAAACUUAUGGUUCAUUUCUUAUACUUUUAAUUGAUAAGGGUAUGGUGGAAGAAUUCCAUUUUUUCUCUGACUUUAUCAAAGAUACAAAUCCUGGUAAAAAUGCACGAUUAGGUUAUUACAAUAUGCUGUUAUAUGUUGGAGUCAAUGAUGAAGAGAAGAUUCAGGAACUUUGCAAUUAUAUUUGUACUGAUGAUGGGGAUGAGAAUAUCAGUUUACGAGAUUAUGGAGUGAAGGAUCUCUCAACUCCUAUCUUUAGUUACGCUACCAGCUUCCGAAAUUUAGCGGUUGAGGAUGUUGUAUCAAAGUUCAAAACCUUGCACACAGUAGUGGGGAUGAGUCCUUCUUCUACUGCUUAUGAGAAGCUCAUUAUUUACUGUUGCAAUUUACUUAAGGUGCAUCAGGCACUUGAUAUGGUGGACGAAAUGUGCAAAGAGGGUUUAACCAUAUCCAUAAACACAAUACAAUUGAUAUUGAAUGCUAGUGAGGAAAGCCUUGAUUUUAAUUUGGUUCGGCGGAUCUACUCAUUGAUUUAUCACCUGGACUUGACACCAAAUAAUGAGACCUUUAGGAGCAUGAUAAGUUUGAGUGUGAAAAUGAAAGAUUUUGAAGGUGCGUAUGGUCUGCUCAAUGAUUUGAAGAAAUUGAAUUUGACACCGACAGCCAGCAUGUAUAAUGCUAUAAUGGGUGGUUUUUUUCGAGAGGUAGCAUCUGAAAAUAUUCUUCCUGCUCUAUUUCAUAAAAACAUUACUGGUGCUUUAAUGGUUCUCGACCAAAUGGAACUCGCAGAUGUGAGACCAGACUCUUCAACUUACUUUUAUCUGAUAAGCAACUGUGACAACGAGGAUAAAAUUAACAAGUAUUAUGAAGAAAUGAAGGUUGCUGGAAUUCAGUUUACGAAGCAAAUUUAUAUGGCGCUUGUUAAUGCAUAUGCAACAUGUGGGAAAUUUGAAAAGGCCAAACAGGUACUCCUAGACAAAGGGAUUCCAAUUAAGAACUUAAAUGAGAUUAGAAGUGUGCUUGUCUCAGCUCUUGCUUCACAUGGACAAAUGACUGAUGCCCUUCAUGUGUAUGAAGAAAUUAAGCAAGCUGAAUCCAAUCUGGAGCCCAAAGCUGUCAUAAGCCUUAUAGAGCACGUUGAGUCUGAAGGGGAACAAAGCAGAUUGCUUAAACUACUGGAAGAAUUGGAUGAUCCUAAAUAUUGGGUGGAUGGCUGUUCCAGAGUUAUCCUGUAUUGUAUUCGUCAUAAGGAUUCAAGGUCUGCUAUGGAUUUGCUCAAGCAACUCAAAGAUAGGUUAUCUGAUGAUGAAUUGGCAAUGGAAGUUCUGUUUGAUGAGGUUUUCUCUCUAGUUGCUGAGACAGAGCCUCCAGAUGUGCAGAUGGGAAUGUACUUGCUUCAAGCCAUCAAGGAUGAGCUUGGCGUUUCACCUUCACGAAAAUGUCUUGAUUUUCUCCUUAGUGCUUGUGUUAAGGCCAAGGAUUUACGUAAUUCUCUCGUGAUCUGGAAAGAAUAUCAGGCAGCUGGCCUUCCAAUGUACCAGGCCCUUCUGGCUUCUGGAAGCCACGUAUCUGCACAGGCUAUGCUAAAUAAAAUUCCAAAAGAUGAUCCCCAUGUUCGCAUUAUAAUCCAAGAAUGUCAAAGAACUUAUAUUGGGCGCGCUUCUAGAAAGGGAAAGAAGAAAAAGAACAAGGAAAAUGAAUAA